AUGUCGGUGAACGGAUUGCUGAAGGCUGCCAGGCAGUCGUUCAAAGACGACGAUCCGAACUACGUGAUAUACUGCUGCGAUAAAAUCAUCGAGGAUUUUGACAGCAAGAACUACUUUGCCCAUAUAUUUAAAGGUAAAGCUCUACACAUGUUAAAGGACGACGAAAAGGCGUUCGCUUCCUAUGAACAAGCAGCAAAGAUCAAUUCGGACGAUGUUCUUGCCUGGAAGGGAAUGCUUGAGCUGGCAAGAGAAAGCGACAAUUACGAGCAGUUUUUCAGAGUUGUUACCGGUUUUGCCAACAGCUUGCUUGCCAAAAAUGAUAGUUUGACUGAAGUGGUGACAGCAGUGAGGGACUACCUCAAGAAAUUCAAGAGAAAAGUUCCUAUCUUGACAGAAUACUACUUGCGCCAGAUCAUUCCAGGUUCUGAGUUUGGAGACUUGAUGGGCCAGAUGUUUGAAAAACCAGAAAUAGCAUUAUUCCAACUGAUCAAUAUCGUGGAGCAAAAACAGAGUGCCUACAUUAAAUCGGAGCUUUUCAAGAAGAAGCUGACCGGAAUUUCCAAUAUGUCUGACAAAAACCAAUUGGCCUAUAACCGUGUGAUCACUACUGCGCAUAAGCAAUUUGGACUUGUGGAACUCUGUGAGAGAUACAUCGAUAUGUGUUCAGACGAUUAUCACCGCAAGAAAAUGGAAUCAAGAUUGUUAGAACUCAGGUUCGAACAACUGAAAGCCGCUCCAGAUGCAGAAAAGAAACAACUUUAUCUGGAAGUGUAUGAUAUGGUGGAAGGAAUGGUUGUGGUGCAGAGCCCUUCUCAGCUGGCCUGGGAUCUAUACUUUGAUUGGAAAGAUUUGAAAUCGUUCGAGUCUCUGGACCUGAUUUUGGUCGCGGACUACAUCAAGCUUUUCGGAAACGUGGGAUUAGGUGCUGUGCUUUUUGCAUUUGUUUCCUCAGAUAUUUCUCCAUUUGACAGACAGAAGGUCAAGGAAUACCUCAGAGUGGAAAAGAAGUCUAAAAAGAACAGGUUUCGUAAGAAAAAGCGUGUUUUGAAAAACAUCAAAACUGCCGAGGAGGUCGAAGAAGACCCGAACGGAGAAGCUCCAAUAGCGAUUGAAGAAUCAGAAGAAACAACAGACGCAGAUGAUCUCUCCCCUGCAGAUGUUUUGGAACUGAUGAUCCAGGGUAUAAAAGUUGCAUCUGAGUCCCUGCUUGCACAUAGAAUCGUCACAGCGUAUUAUCUGCAUUUGAGAGAAUACGAGACCGCCCUCGACUACGCAAAGCAACUUGUGACCCUGGUUUCAAAGGAACAAAAGAAACUCAAGCUAGACUUCCCAAACACAACAAAAGACUCACUUUUGAGUCUUGCAACGACAUAUACAUAUUAUGAGACCCCUAGACAUUUCUCCCAAGCUCUGAAACUCUACGAUUCUGUGCUGGGCAAGAGUCCCACUGAUGUUCAAGCAAGAAUCGGAAAAGGUUUAAUUUUAGUGGAGCAGAAGGACUACAACGCUGCUGCUAUUCUCUUAGGCAAAGUGUUAGACGAUGCUCCAGACCAUCUCCAAGCGAACAUGGAAUACAGUUGGAGUAUUAUUCAGAUUGGAGAGUACGCCAAGGGACGUGAAAAAUUAGACAAGGCGUACAAGAUGAUCGAUGGAACUGACCCUAAUUCUCUAGAGAUUCGUGGCAACACUCUUUGGCGUAUAGCGGAAUCGUAUCUUAUGGAGGCUAGAGAUACAGAGAGUCCAGACGAAGAGCAUGUUGCAGCACUGGUGAAGAGUGCGUUCGAUUUACUGAUCGAAGCACUGAAACAAUCAGAGUCACUCUCUGCACCAUACAGCUCGUUGGGUUACAUCUAUUUGACUUACUAUGACAACAAUACGCGUGCGCUAAAAUGUUUCUCCAAAGCUUUUGAGUUGAACGCCGGUGACAUGCUUGCAGCCAAAGAGCUAUGCAAUUAUUUCAGCUCCCAGAAAGAUUGGGAGAUGGUUGAAGUGGUUUGCCAGAGAGUGGUCAAUAGCGAGCAAGGAAGAAGGGCUAUCUUGAGCUUGGAGUCUGAUGGAUCCUGGCCUUACAGAAUGUUGGGAUGUUCAUCUCUUGAGCGGCAAGAUGAUAGCAAAGCUAUUGAAUUAUUCCAAAAUGCUUUGCGUAUCGAUUCCGCAGAUAUCGAUUCCUGGAUUGGAUUAGGCGAAGGAUAUUUGGCUCGUGGACGUUUGGAUGCAGCCUUAAAAGUUUUCAACAAGGCCUUGGAGAUUGCGCCUGAUAAUUGGCAUGCAACGUACUUGCUGGCUGUGAUAUUAGGCGAGAUGGGAGAGUUCCAGGACGCUAUCUUCCACUUGGAGACGAUUGUUGCAAAAAGACCCGAGGAAACUUGUGUUUUCGUGAGACUCGCGGAGACACUGGUCAUGAAGACAGACUACGAAAUCAGCAACAGCCACAUUGCUCGUUCCUUAGAUACAGCCUUGAAAGCGAUCGAGACGUUCAAGGUUGCCGUCAAGUUGGACCCAUCUUCCCCGAACUUGUGUCGACUUGUCGGAGAACUAUUGAAGUUGACCCUGAUGGUGGAGUCUCAUAUCGACAAACUUCCAUUCGAUGAUCUGAACAGUAUUUUUGAAAACAACUCGGCACUGAAGACCACCAAACUGCUUACAGAGAUUGGAGAUAGCGCAGAGUUUGAAGCUUUGAAGGAUAGUCCGAUCAAGACCGAAGCUACUUGCUAUUUUUUGAUACAGAGUGCAAGAAUUGGAGUCUCCAUCACUGGUGACGGGGCUCCGCGUCUUCUGCGAUCGUCUACAGCAUACAAUUUAGGUGUUGCAUAUUUGGCUGCAUUCUUGAAGUUGGAGAAAAAAGAGCUCCAAGAGAGCGCUAUUAAGGCUUUCAAGAACGCCAUUCUUUUGGAGAAUGAUAACCCAGAGUACUGGAAUUCUUUGGGAGUUGCUUCGUUGAGCCAGAACGCCAAAGUGGCUCAGCAUUGUUUCAUCAAGGCUUCGUCCCUCUCACCACGUGAUCCAAUUCCAUGGACUCAUCUGGCUGUUCUAUACAUGCAUUAUGGAGACAUGGACCUUGCCAACCAGUGCUUCCUCCGUGUUCAAUCACUUGCACCAGGACAGUCCAGCUGUUGGACCGGAAGAGCGUUGGUCGAGGAAGCCAACGGAAACGAGCAAAAUGCAUCCCAGCUGCUUACCCACGCCCACGUCAUGUCCAACGGAAAGAGUCCAUUGUCGAUGUUCCUUUACAGUUUGUCUGUGGUGAAGAGUAUUGUUGGCACCGAGACCACGGAAGAGAAUCUGGAUGCGGUUCAGGAACUCGACGUGGCCAACUUGUCGAUUCUCACGUACCUCAAGUACUAUCCUAACGACAAGCUGGCUCUGAACGUGGCCAUCUUGCUGAUUGAGCGUGUUCACGAUUUCUCAACAGGACUUCAAUACUCUCAACAACUGUGCGCUAUCUUAGAGCACAAGCACGAAACAGACCAGUCUGAUGAUCUCGUUACCUCGUUGGCCACCGCCAAAGCACAGAUUUCCAGAAUGUACUUGGGAGCACAGGAAUACGAGCUUGCCAUCGAAGCGAGCGAACAGUCUAUGGAACUGAUCGAGUCUGUUGACGGACUAUCUGAUGAAGUCCAGAAAAUCAUGCUGUCUUCGCUGGCCGUUCUAGGACUCUCAUUCUUCUUCAAAGGAGACUUUGACUCAUCUGUCGAGGAGUUCAAAAAGAUUCUGGAAUCGUUCCCAGACUCGCAAAGGGUGGUUGUUCUGAUCGCACAGGUUCUGUACGACUACAACUCCGAAGACACAAAGCAGGCUGCCAUUGACGAGCUGUUCAACCAUAUCGAGAGCUUUGGUAGCUCGCUAUUGGUUGCACUCACACUGGCCUCGAUAUCGUUGGUGGAGGACUUGGAAGAGUUCUAUCCUGCCAUCAAAGAAGAGCUAGAGUCUUUGUCAUUGAAACAGCUUAUCGAUGAUACUUCAAGCAGCGUUCCGUUCUUCCUGGACUUGCUGAACCAGAAAAUGGACACUAAGAAGACCACCAUUUGGCAAAGAAACGCCAUUCUGUUCCCGUCCGACGCCAAAACAUGGAAGAAGCUCAACAAGCACGUCCACUUGAACGUGUGUCUGAACUCAAAGGGCGUCGGUGCAGACGAGCUCAGCAGCGCAUACCUGGAAAGAGGAGAACUGAGAGGAAUUCAAAGAGCCCUGCUCUUGAACCCAAGCAGUGCAGACGGCUACGUCGCUUUGAAAGGAUGCUCAUAA
Molecule: messenger RNA, 4245 nt
Organism: Ogataea philodendri
Lineage: Eukaryota; Fungi; Ascomycota; Pichiomycetes; Pichiales; Pichiaceae
Exons: 1
Coding region: 1-4245 (1414 amino acids)
Cellular component (GO): Ski complex
Molecular function (GO): protein binding
Source: RefSeq, a predicted model, not a curated record